This is a messenger RNA of Naegleria gruberi, 1707 nucleotides long. RefSeq lists its product as uncharacterized. The transcript is spliced from 3 exons. The record is from RefSeq and is a predicted model, not a curated record. Lineage: Eukaryota; Heterolobosea; Eutetramitea; Acrasida; Naegleriidae. The coding region runs from base 1 to 1707 and encodes 568 amino acids.
AUGCAACAACAAACUGAUAAAGAAUCACAAUGGAUGAUUUCAGUUACGACUCAAAGUGGUGGACAAGGAGAGGUUGAAGACAUUCCAAGGAUGAAUCACCAUGAUGAUGAACUAAUGAACGAUUCGGAAAUAAUGCUUGAUACUCAUAUAUUGUCUGAUUAUUCCAAACUGAAUGUAAAUAUUGAAUAUAUCGACGAGUUGAUGAAUGGUUUGAUAAAGAGUCACGGAUUGAAUGGCUUUGAUGAAUUGAAUCGAUAUCCAAUGGAUCAAAUUCUCUUACGGAAAGUUGAAACUCUAAUAAUGGACGGUUAUUGUUCGGAAGCCUUGAAAGUAAGCAAAGAAUUGAUACCCUCCAUCGAUGAUAAUAAGGAAUUAAUUGCCAAGUUUAAUAUUGUGCAAUUGAGAGAGAUGAUAUUAGGAUGUACCAUUGAUGAUUAUUGUCAACAAUUAAAGUGUAUUGAAUUUUGUAAUUCAACCAUUCCAGCCGAUAAGACUCUGGAAACCUCACCCGACCAUGCCUUACUAAUUGACACGUUGAUGCUCUUGUUAAGGCAGAAAGAUUGUGAAUUUCAAAAGAUGGAACAAUUGGAAAGGGCUAGAAUUGAAUUGUGGAAGGAUUUUAAACGAUAUUGGAGUGUUGCAAAGAUAUUUAAGGAUUCUGAUUUGGAAAUUGGAAUGAAAUACCUAAUUAUCAAUCAUAAUAUUUAUCAUAUCAUGAAUGGAGUGGAAUCAAAGUUUCCAGAGAUUGAGCAAUUGUUACUUCCUGAGAAGGAUGAUGCUGUGUACAAUCCCAAGCAGAACAACCAGCAACGAUUUGUUCUUGACUUGUGUCAAAAGUUGUGUCUCACAAGAGAGGAAUCUAUGAGUGCUCUGUAUCAUGCCCAGUCUGAUAUCAAGUUGGCAAUUAGGAACGAAUCCUCUCGGUUUCAAUUGAAUAAGAAUUUAUUCCUCAAACUCUUGGAAGAAUAUGUUGUUGUGAGAGGAUUUGCGAACCAGAAGGAAGAAACAAAGAUAAUGAAUUCUACUGUAAGGCAAAUGAUACAAGAAUCGAGAUUUGAUGAAUUAAUAGAAUAUAUCAAUUCUGUGGAUUCUACGAUACUCCAAGAAUAUUCUCUGAUUGAUUAUAGAAUUUGUGAAUGCUUAUUUUAUGAUGCAUUCAUGAAGGGUAAUGAUUCGAAUGCUCUUUCAAUUGUUACACAAAAGAUGAUGCCAUACAGAAUGCAAAACUCCAAAAUUGAGGAAGAUUUCAAUUGUGUUGUUUCAUUGUUGGCCUUUGAUAAGGACUCAUCUGUAUUCAAUACGAAUGAUCAUGUACAGACUGUUAUCAGAAAACUCGAUUCUAACAAAUCCGUUUUGGAAAAGUCGAUACUGGAGAUUCUAUGUGUCUCUAGAGCAAGUAAUACGAAACUUGUUCAAAUAUUGAAAUAUCUAAUGAAGAAUCAUGAGAUUAAGUAUCAAUUCGAUACAGCAGAAUCUGAACUAUUGGACUAUCUUAAACUGAAAAAGCUGUAUCAUCAAUCCUAUACCGAGUUUAGAGGGGAAACACCAGUUAAGGAAGAACCCUCAUCCAAUAUCUCAAAACAGGAUCAAGACAUUCAAUUAUUAUACGAUAUUUUACAAUUAACCAAAGAUAGAGCGAUUGAAUUAUUGAAACAAUUCAAAACAGUUGAUGCAGUGAUUCAAUCCUUUUUCAAUGAAGAAGAAUAA